AUGCAACCAAAUCACUGCGACCCUCUUGGUCAGGUGCGGGAGCCCAGAGCCGCAAGUCAACUGAUGCGCGAUGGCCAGCCGAGAGAACAUGGUCAGCCCCGAUCGUCUGGUGCGGCGCCCAUGAGAUCUGAAGAUUCGUGGAUCGAUGUUUCUUCCCAACCAUCAUCCUCAUCGCUAUCUUCAGCCGCCACAAACGACGACAUAAUCACAACUGGUCUUCACGUGGAACCUCGAGACGCUGGCAUGUAUCAACACCGUAGUCGGCGACGGCGCAUGCAGCAUCUCGCAGCGGUGGCGACAGCUCAUGUUGACUAUUCGUCGCGCGAGGCUAGUCUGGCAAGCAGCAGUCAAGAGGAAUAUGAAGAGAGUGAAAGUGAUCCAGAUCCAAAUAUGAGCAGCUCCAAUGAGGAUAUUCAUCGUCCAUCCUUGCCUGCUCCACGAUCUGUACCCUCGGCCCAGUCCGACGCAGCCUCUAGUGAUGAUGAAGAUGAUACUUCUACUGCUUUGGGAAUGGGGAUCAGUCCCUCACCAUUUGUCCCUCAACCAAACGUCUUUAGCCACCCACCACUCACCAAUGAUCCUUCCUGGACUCGACCAAGCGAGUCCCGCCGUUCUCAACCCAGUAUCUUGUCUAACUCCAGUCGCCGCACUGCCAUUCGUCGAGAGUCCUACCCUUCUGGCUCACGGCAGUCUCGCCGAUCUCCUCAGUCUCAGCAUAAGCCAGCCUAUCUACCCUUCUGUCCUGUGCUGCUGCUGCUCGUGGCCUCCCCAAGCCCGAGAACCAACGGCCUCCACCCUCCACUCCCCCCCCGCCCCGCUCAACCAUCCUCAUUUCGACUUGUUGGUGUCUCUGUUGCCAUGGGAGAGGAGAGUGAUGAUGAAAAUGCUUCCUCGCCCCAGUAUGCUGAGGCCAGCGCCCCCGUGGGUCCGUCUCUCCGUCGUGACCCCCGCUCCCCCGUGCCACCGUCUGGUCCGCCAGGAAAGACCAAACGACGAUCUACCUCACCCAAGGAUCGGACUUCCACAUCUAAGAAGAGUCGACGUGCGAGUCUCACGGACUCGACAGCUCCUGUCAGCCCCACAGUCAUGACGUGGGUCAUCAGUGCUGGUGUUGUAGUCCUGUUUUCGGCGAUCAGCUUUUCUGCGGGAUAUAUGCUUGGUCGAGAGGUUGGUAGGACUGAGAUGGGUAUGAUGGGGGAUGGUAGUAUCCCUGGUGCUCGAUCAUCGGCAGCAUGUGGGCAGGAGGCAGUUCGAGGCGGUCUAAGGCGGCUGCGUUGGGGUACAGCAGCCGCUGGAUCUGCGAGCCUGGCCUAA
Messenger RNA from Penicillium pulvis, 1314 nucleotides. RefSeq lists its product as uncharacterized. The record is from RefSeq and is a predicted model, not a curated record. The transcript has 3 exons. The coding region runs from base 1 to 1314 and encodes 437 amino acids. Lineage: Eukaryota; Fungi; Ascomycota; Eurotiomycetes; Eurotiales; Aspergillaceae.